AUGAUUGCUCGCCAAGCAAACCAGGGCUGCUGGACAUGCAAGAAACGGAAAAUCGGGUGUGAUAAAGGCUUGCCCUCAUGCAACAACUGCGUGAGGACGGGCCGAGAGUGCAUGGGAUAUGGCCUCCGGCUCGUCUGGCCUGAUAUUCCAGACGGCCGCAGGAAAUCACCCAAACUUUCCCUGCAGCACUCGCACGGCCAGCUGCAGGCGUCCGGCUUGUAUUACGGCGAGCAGUUCCUCAACAUUUCAUUCGACGACAUCGAACAGAACCGUCAGGAUGUCAGCACCUUAACCCUUCAGGACCACCACGCCCGCCCUCAACAAGCCCUGACUCUUCACCCCGACUUGAUGGGCCACGAAUCCGAUUUGCUCUCAUAUUACGAACGCAAGAUCGCUCGUAUGAUCUCAACUGUUGAUGCCAACAAUGGCUUCCGCCUCCAGCUUCUGCCCAUAGCCAUGAGUGGCUCCAAUUUUGCCGCCAGGGGUCUCCGCAGUGCCAUCCUCGCCCUGUCAGCAUUCCACCGUCAUGGCUCCGGGGCUGCCUUACCCUACAAGAUCCAGGCCCUCCGACUUCUGUCUCACUCACUGGAGAAAGAGUCGUACGUAGACGUGCCUAUUGAAUCCCAGCUUGCGGCUUCCAUGAUGCUUUGUGUAUACAACGUUUUUGACGAGGGGGAGGGCAAAUGGCAUCUCCACCUGAACGGCUCAAGAAGCUUGCUGCAUCGCUAUGCCGAAAUGAGAGGAGGCACACUCGACUAUGAUUUUCUCAACACGUGGUUUCUUUACCACGAAAUACUGGGCUGUUUCAGUCAGCCACACAAGCAUAAUUAUGAGGGCGCGUCAUCGCUGGACCUGCUCCAGGGCAGUGACUGUGACAAGACAGUCAUAAUAGGCUCUCUUGGCUGCUCAGUGGAGAUCAUGGAAAUCAUCCAUCACAUCAAUCAGCUGCGGUACCCAGCAGGGCAAAAGUUCCACGACAAAGUUGGCAGAUCCGAGCUCCCAUCUGUGAUGUGGACAUGUCAGGGGCUGCAAGACAGGCUGAGCAGGCUGAAGCAGCAGUUGCCGCCCGAAUACGCCAUACAUUCUAUCAGGGAGCGAACCAAGGUCCAAGUGACCGCCGAGCUCUACCGGAUCGCAGCCGUCUUGUAUCUGCGUGCUGUCUGCCCAAACAUCGAUGCAACGAACCAGACGCCACUGUGGCUCGAGGAAGGUUUCAGGCUACUCUCGAGCCUGGAGAUCUGCACGAGCCCUUGGCCCUUGUUUGUGAUCGCUUGCGAGUCGCAGGUGGACGACCAACGGAUCACAAUCCUGCGGACACUAGACCGUAUGGAUGCUGAUCGGAAGAUUGGGAAUGUGUUUGUCCUGAGGAAUCUGAUUGAGAAGUACUGGAAACAGCAAGAUCUUCAGGCCGACGGUGACCGCGCCAAGCCGUUGAAGUGGUGGGAACUGAUGAGCUUCGACACUGCUGCGCCAUGGUUCAUUUGA
Molecule: messenger RNA, 1485 nt
Organism: Diaporthe amygdali
Lineage: Eukaryota; Fungi; Ascomycota; Sordariomycetes; Diaporthales; Diaporthaceae
Product: n-terminal fungal transcription regulatory domain-containing protein
Exons: 4
Coding region: 1-1485 (494 amino acids)
Biological process (GO): positive regulation of transcription by RNA polymerase II
Cellular component (GO): nucleus
Molecular function (GO): DNA-binding transcription factor activity, RNA polymerase II-specific; transcription cis-regulatory region binding; zinc ion binding
Source: RefSeq, a predicted model, not a curated record